AUGGUCUACUGUGGACCGCCAUCUAAAGCCUGCAGAGCUUGCCGACAGCGGAAGAUAGGGUGUGACCAAAACCCACGUGGCUGUCGUCAAUGUGCAAGGGCCCGACGGCCUUGUCCGGGAUACAGAGACUAUGUCAAUCUGCUGUUUAAAGACCAAGGCAACUGGGUGCGGAAGAAAGUCGGCGCACACAGCCAAAGGCAGCCUUCCCCAGAAGAAAAGCUUUGCUCACCGGCGACUGCAAUUGAUGAAACAACCUCAUUAACUCUGACGGAUCGAGUCCAUUCCCAAUAUUGUACGCUUGUUUUAGCUGCUCCACAACAGGAUUCUGUUUCAACCGCACCGCACUUCAUCUCAUUCUUAACGCCAUCCAUCGUACCAGAUCAUCGUGAUCUUGGAAUUGCCGUCUUUUUCCAGCAACAUACGCAAUCCCGCCCGCUGCAAGAAUACAGCGAUCCGAACCCUAUGUUCCUCGACUUUGCAAGCACCAUCUUCCGCACCAGUAACAACCAGAUGAUUUCCGCCUGUAUCAAGGCAGUCGGCCUGGCCAGUCUAGCCAACAUCCGAUCUGAAAAGCAGAUUCUAACACAAGCGAGAAAGGAAUACGUCGAGAGCCUAAGACUGGUCAACAACGCACUCAGAGUGCCCUCCGAGGCUGUGCAAGACUCGACCUUGCUCGGGGUGAUGCUGCUGAACUUCUUCGAGCAAAUCACAUGCGUCGACGGCCAUUUCGUGCACAUCUGGACGCAGCAUGUGAACGGGGCAGCUUUGUUGGUGAAACUGAGAGGGACACACCAGUUCACCUACAAGGUUGGGCUGCAAAUGUUCCAGCACAUUUGUCAGAGUCUCACGACAAACUGCAUUCAGACUGGGCUCCCUGUUCCUCAGCAUAUAAUUGAACUCCGGAAGCAAUGUGCCCAGUAUAUCGACAGCGAGUCACCAAUAUGGCUCAUCGGAGACACAAUGAUCAAGCUCACCUUGCUGCGAUCGAGAGUGGCCAGCGGGUCGAAUAACGAUGACGACAUGGAUCAGAUCCUGCAGGACGCCCUGGAUCUAGACCUCGAAUUCAAGACCAUUACCACCCGUCUCUCAGCCGAGAUGCCCUACCACACCUGCGUCGAUCCCUCAGAACCCCAAUUCUACAAAGGAACCUACCACAUCUACCCCACCGUCUGGACCCUAUACGCAUGGAAUAGCCUCCGAAGUGGCCGCUGCCUCCUCCACCAGCUCAUCCGAUCCCAAAUGCUAAAGGGCUUUAGCGCCAUCCCGCCCCGAUUUCUAUCACCCGAUUAUACCUCUAUUUUCCAAGAGUCCCUCGAGAACCUCCUCCAGAUGAUAAACGACAUCCUGUGCAGCGCCGCACAGCUAAUCGGCUGGAUACAAACACCGAACUUAACACCUGAGAAGGAUCCAAUUACGGCCGGCGCAAGACUCCUUAUCUGGCCGUUUUACGUCGUCAUCCACAUAUGCACUAGUAUGGGGCUCUUUGCGACCAUUCCUGGAAUUGACAAAUAUAUGAUGAAUGUUCUGGCAGAGGUGGGUCGGCAAACUGGGAUUCUGGCAGCCACCCUGUUGUCCUCGUUGUUGGCGGACAGGAAUUUGCUGCAGUUUUUACCAAAGCUCAAGCAGAAGGGAUUUCGGAUGGUAGAAGGCUAA
Molecule: messenger RNA, 1653 nt
Organism: Aspergillus chevalieri
Lineage: Eukaryota; Fungi; Ascomycota; Eurotiomycetes; Eurotiales; Aspergillaceae
Product: Zn(II)2Cys6 transcription factor
Exons: 3
Coding region: 1-1653 (550 amino acids)
Biological process (GO): regulation of DNA-templated transcription
Molecular function (GO): zinc ion binding; DNA-binding transcription factor activity, RNA polymerase II-specific
Source: RefSeq, a predicted model, not a curated record